CACACAUUACCAGAGAUGAGGAAGAAGGAAUGUUUGUCUGUUGUUAGUUGUUUGUGUAAACAAAUAUUUGUGUGUUUUAGCAAUUCUACAGAUUUAUUCAUAAUCUUUUUGUACCACAGGUUUGGCAGGAAAAACUCUCUUCUGGUGUCCUAUGUGACAACGAGUCUCUUCGGAUUUACAAGCGCUCUGUCAUAUAAUUUCAUCAUGUUUGCUGUCAUGAGGUUCCUGACAGGAUUUGGAAUUGCCGGAAUAAGUAUAACCAGCAUCGUCCUUUGUAUUGAAUGGGUGGACAUCAAGCAUCGAACUAAAGUUGGCGUCUUAAUGAGUCUGGACUGGAGCAUUUUUACGGCUCUGCUUCCUGUUGUGGCCUAUUUUGUGAAUGACUGGAGGGUCCUCACUGCCACAGCAACCUCCCCGCUGAUUCUGGCAAUGAUUUCUUGGUGGUGGCUCCCUGAGUCUGCCAGAUGGCUGAUAAGUAAUGGAAAGAGUCUGUCGAAUGUAAUACUUGUGGAAAAUGAAAACAGAAAAUAUUCCUAUUUGGACCUUGUGAGGACCCCCAGAAUGAGGAGACUGGCUAUACUCACUGCCAUUGUCUGGUUUGGAGUGGCCAGCACGUAUUACGGAAUCAUUUUCAAUGUCUCUGGAUUUGGUUUGAACAUCUAUAUCACACAGUUGAUCUACGGCUUGAUUGAACUUCCAGCCAAAGCAUUAAUCUAUUUUGCUAUGAACAAAGUAGGCCGAAGGUCGAGUCAGGGUGGAGCGCUUGUUCUGACUGGACUGUGUAUAUUUUGCAACAUGUUUGUCCCUCAAGAUAUGGGGCUCUUUCGGACAGCUGUGGGAGCUUUGGGCAAGAUGUUUGCAGAGGCAUCUUUCACAUGUGUAUAUCUGUACACAACAGAGCUUUACCCCACAGUAAUGAGACAAAAUGGAUUGGGGUACAGCUCGUUCAUGGGCCGUAUAGGCGUGUCUAUUUCUCCCCUCAUCAUCCUCCUUGAAGAAGUGUGGGGCCAUUUACCGAGUACCAUAUUCUCUCUGGUGGCGUUCACUGGAGGGCUGACAUGUUAUCUUCUUCCUGAGACACAAAACAUCCGUUUACCAGAGACCAUUGAAGAGGUGGAACACCCAAGAAGAAGAUCAAUCUCCGCAUCUGAUGAAAAAUCACAACCCUGAACAAGUGCAAACAAAGGCCAAUUAUUAGAGUUGCCGGGCAUAUAAGUGUUGGUAGUAUGUUUUUGAUUCAUAAAAGAAUAAACAAGCAAGUGUUUUUUUAAAAAUAAUCGCAACCUAUAUAUCUUUCUUAAAAAUAAUAUUUUAAUAAAUGUGCUGUGUUUAAGAGUCCCACACAGGAUAAUAUAAAUUGAACAAGCCAGAUUCUCAGAGGCAAGGCGUGGCGGGACAUGUUUGUCUGCAAGUGCAAUAGUCAGACAGUCUGUGAGAAUGGAUAUGAAGGGUUAGAGUUUUCAACUACCAGGUGGUCUCCAUUGUUCCCACAAAUUCAUCCAUCUUUCCAAAAUAGCAUUCACUGUUUUAUAUGAUAUGCACAAUUCAUACAUUUUUUGCUAAACGCUAUACUCGUUUUUUCAUACCUGAAAAACGAAUAAGUGUGAUGGAAACUUCUGGAUUAAUGGAGACGAAACUUUGAGAGACACAGGGAGAGCUGGAGCUUUGAUGGCAAACACUGAAGGUUUAUUAUGAAGUUAACGUCCAGAGAACUGACAAGAUAUGUGCUGCAGCCACGAGGUGACACAGCAGUAGCCGAACCAAUUCUGAAGAUCUCCAUGUCAGACCCAUGUAUUUAGCUGGUUCUGAGAGAAUAAUUAACUUUGUGCAUAACAAGAUAAAACAGGCAAAGCACUAUAACACCUCUGUCAGCUGAUGCCAACAGGCAGGAAUAAGGAGACAACACACUGAGAGCACAGAACCUAAGGUUGCAGGCCUGUGCAGUGAGGGCAGUACAAACUGAUAAACAGGGUCAAAGGUGUGGGCCUAGGAAAAUAUUUCCCCAACAAUAAGUAGUGUAUGUAUCAUUAGUAAACAAACAUUUCAUUGAUAAAGAAUUUGAUUAUGUUGUAUGUGUGUGAAAAAUAUUAAGGUCACUUUAUUAUUUUUGAUAGUCCUUUGUGUAAUCACUCUAGUCUAUAUCAUCAAAUGAAGGUAUAAAACACCAAAUAGGUAUAUUUUUUAAGAACAAAUAUGAAAUUCCAGAAUGAAUGUGUUUACUGUUCAUUUAGGAAGAGUUGUGUCAUUUUUGUAUUGAUUAUAUGUUUUGCAAUUAAAAUGUGUUCUUCA
Molecule: messenger RNA, 2289 nt
Organism: Notothenia coriiceps (black rockcod)
Lineage: Eukaryota; Metazoa; Chordata; Actinopteri; Perciformes; Nototheniidae
Product: solute carrier family 22 member 7-like
Exons: 8
Coding region: 16-1170 (384 amino acids)
Biological process (GO): transmembrane transport
Molecular function (GO): transmembrane transporter activity
Source: RefSeq, a predicted model, not a curated record